CUUUCCGAGCGGCGGAGCGCUGCGCCUCUGCAUUCAUCCGUCAGUGUGCUGCUGAGCUACAGGAGGACGCGGCUCUCGGUGCACUUUGCUCUCAGGUUAGUCUCAGGCUGAGCUGCGGGGACUCCGUGUUGGAGGAGCUGACAGAAUGGACGGACAGUAAACGCAUCUCUCUGGGUUGCUACUCUCUCUGUUUUUCUGCCGACGGAUUUUUCAUCUUUUGUCACUGUUCGGUCUCUCUUGGCAACCCCCGGGGACACCUGUCGCGUGUCAGGUUUCAGCGAUGAGAGGACGAUGGAGCUCACAUUCCAUCUCUGUACUGGUCUCUUUGAUCGUACUGUGGCAGACACGGUCAAAAGCAGAUUCCAAUUCAACACGUAACGUCAAAGACAUCACAACCUUCACCAAGAUCCUGGACAGUCUGCUGGAUGGAUAUGACAACAGACUGAGACCUGGCCUGGGAGACCGAGUGACCGAAGUGAAGACGGACAUCUAUGUGACCAGUUUUGGUCCAGUGUCUGACACAGAUAUGGAGUACACAGUUGAUGUUUUCUUCCGUCAGAGUUGGAAGGACGAGCGGCUGAAGUUCCACGGACCAAUGAACAUUCUGCCUCUAAACAACCUGAUGGCCAGUAAGAUCUGGACCCCUGACACCUUCUUCCACAACGGCAAGAAAUCGGUCGCCCACAACAUGACCAUGCCCAACAAGCUGCUGAGGAUCAUGGAGGACGGGACCCUUCUCUACACCAUGAGGCUAACGGUUCAAGCUGAGUGCCCCAUGCACCUUGAAGACUUCCCAAUGGAUUCUCACUCAUGUCCUCUCAAGUUUGGCAGCUAUGCCUACACUAAGACAGAGGUCACUUACAUCUGGACUCGUAAUGCCUCCAAGUCAGUGGAAGUGGCAGAUGACGGAUCCAGACUCAACCAGUAUGACUUGGUGGGCCAGACUGCGGGGGAGGAGACCAUUAAAUCCAGCACUGGUGAAUACACGGUCAUGACAGCUCACUUCCAUCUAAAGAGGAAGAUCGGCUACUUUGUGAUCCAGACGUAUCUGCCCUGUAUCAUGACGGUCAUCCUCUCCCAGGUCUCCUUCUGGCUCAAUCGAGAGUCGGUGCCAGCCAGAACUGUCUUUGGUGUUACUACAGUUCUCACCAUGACAACCCUGAGUAUUAGUGCCCGUAAUUCACUGCCCAAGGUGGCCUAUGCUACAGCUAUGGACUGGUUCAUCGCCGUCUGCUACGCCUUCGUCUUCUCUGCUCUAAUCGAGUUUGCUACAGUCAACUACUUCACCAAGCGAGGCUGGGCCUGGGAUGGAAAGAGUGUCGUCAGUGAAAAGAAAAAGGAAGCGUCGGUCAUGAAGAAGAACAACGCCUAUGCCGUAGCCGUGGCUAACUAUGCUCCCAACAUCACAAAGGACUCCACGUUGCCCACCAUCUCCAAGUGUGCUCUGAGCGAUCCCAACCACAAGACCCCAGCGGAGAUGAAGCCCGAACAGAACAAGAAGACCUUUAACAGCGUCAGCAAGAUCGACCGCAUCUCCCGCAUCAUGUUCCCCGUGUUGUUUGGGAGCUUUAACCUGGUCUACUGGGCCACCUACCUGAACAGAGAACCAGUCCUUGUAGACGCGGGUCCUUCCAAAUGAACUGUAGGAAAUCACUUCAAACACAAUUCAGCCCGUUCAGGACUAACUUCUGUUGGUAUUCACUUUUGGCCGCCAGAAGCUGUUUUCCAUGCACGGAGAAUCCCCGUCUCUCAGUCCUUGCUGAGUACAGUUUGGGAUUGUUGCAGGUAAACAUAACCCUGAGCGUUGGUUUUACAUGAGUAAGCCAGGCCUCUUUACCUGGUGAUUGUCAAACAGGAUACGUUUAGUUUCAGCUGGCCGAACUGUGAGAAAACGAAACGUUUAUUUCUUCUUGGAUCUCCAAAAAAAACAAAAAAAUAAGAGAAAAAUACAUUUCCUGAUUUAAAAGUCAUCUUGUUGGACACGGUCUGUUUCUGUAGUCUUAGUAGUUUGUUUCCAGAAGGCUGAUACAUUUAGAUUUAAGAACCGUGGGGUGGGAGCUCGGAAGAGCAAGACUACACCAUCCAACCCGGAAGUCUCCCUGCAGAAAAACCCAUUUCCUUCUAAAUAUGGCUUCCAAAAUGUUAGAAUGAUGAUAGGAUACUAUUUCAUUUAUCAUAUAUAUUAAAAAAAUAAUAAUUUAUCAACACAGUCCUUGAAAGGUGCAUAAUCACCAGGAAAAACGGAUUAACUAAGGAUCCCUUUCUCAUAAAUAUGUAAUGUUGGGUUAUGGAAGUCAUAAUUACAGGAAAGCCUCUCUGAAUUUUACGUCACCAUGUCAAACAUUUUAAUAUCUUAACACAAUGCUUUUGUCAUUAAUUAACUUCUGCGUUCAUGAGACAGAAGGGAGUUGAGAGGCAGCGAGUCAGCACAUUGCUCCUCAGUGUAGCAGAAAGAUAUCUCUAGGGGAAAAUCGGAGUUUGCAGAAGGUAGUCUGGUUCUGUCCCAUUACCAUGUAGAUCACAUCAGACUAUUUGCUGGGAAACAUAUUCCACAAUCACUCCCGAGUCACAUGGUGCGUUGCCGCUCACUCUGUAGCUUUUGUACAGCUUUCUAGACUUUUGUGUUCCCCCACAUGGACUACGUCACUUUGGGGGAGAUCAUUCUGACUGGAUACUAAUGUGUGAGAAUAGGUGUCUGUGUGUAUGAAAUAUACAUGUAUUCAUGUGUUUUUGCACAUAAAUUUAAAUAGUUAUUUUAAGUUAUUUUAAUUUUUUUAAGAUUUAUUGUAAUUGUUUUUUAAACACAAUGUAGCAGGAACAACCUAGAAGAGCAUACUGUGUCCGUAAUACUGCAUUCAUUGAAUUUUGUGUAGUCUUUGUGUGAAAGUUU
This is a messenger RNA of Etheostoma cragini (Arkansas darter), 2890 nucleotides long. RefSeq names its product gamma-aminobutyric acid type A receptor subunit alpha2a (gene gabra2a). Gene Ontology annotation, cellular component: synapse; GABA-A receptor complex; dendrite membrane. Bases 281 to 1639 code for a protein of 452 amino acids. Lineage: Eukaryota; Metazoa; Chordata; Actinopteri; Perciformes; Percidae. The record is from RefSeq and is a predicted model, not a curated record. Gene Ontology annotation, biological process: monoatomic ion transmembrane transport; gamma-aminobutyric acid signaling pathway; regulation of postsynaptic membrane potential. Gene Ontology annotation, molecular function: transmitter-gated monoatomic ion channel activity involved in regulation of postsynaptic membrane potential; benzodiazepine receptor activity; inhibitory extracellular ligand-gated monoatomic ion channel activity. The transcript has 10 exons.